Molecule: messenger RNA, 1746 nt
Organism: Halichondria panicea
Lineage: Eukaryota; Metazoa; Porifera; Demospongiae; Suberitida; Halichondriidae
Exons: 9
Coding region: 176-1624 (482 amino acids)
Source: RefSeq, a predicted model, not a curated record
UAGUAUAACCGCAGAGCAAAACAAAAACCAUAAUCUUGUACUCUUUGCGAGCACAUGUACAGUAGGUUGUAGUACUUAGCUCGUUAGCACUUCAGUAAUUGGACAGUUCAGUCAAAGCAAAGCUUUAAAAAGAACCUCUUAUAUUGAUUCGCAAUUUUCUACAAGACAAGAAAGAAUGGAGUCCUACAAGAAGGAGAAAAGCAGCCGUCAACACAUGAAGAUUGACAUUCAGAGCAAUCUGGGUUCAGUUGCCACUCAAGAAGGGCUGUUGCUAGCUAACCCUAUGGCCUGUGGUGAUGUAUCCCCUGGGCCUGGGGCUAACAACACAGUGCUCAAGCAAAUCACUAGCCCCACUGCAAAACAAGAUGUCCAUUUCUCACUCCACAAUUCUACCUCCUCCAAUGCACCGACUGAAUCUGCUGCAGCAAACACGAUCAGCCAUUCUCGAACAAAUUCUCUCGAGUAUUCCAAUAAUUCUGGGACCUUGUCUCGCGCGAACAGCAGCAACUCUGAGAGGUCUUCGUUUCGUGAGAAAUCCAAAUCUCGUCCAAAAAGUCCGUCUCUGUUCCGAUUCUUUGUCAAGGGGCACAGUGGAUCCGGUAGCACGAAUGGGAGCGCAACAAACUCACCCAUGACUGGUACAACUGGGCCUAGAUCUGUCAAGAGGUCAAUGGCGGAGGAGGAAGAGGAGGACUAUGGUGGUGAUGCCAGCUCUAACAGUGAUCAUGAGGACCCUUUCUCUCCUCGAGGGGCGUCGGCCUCGGGGGACCUGAUAACUAACAGACACGCCACAGAAUCACCCAAAUCUCCAAGCAGUGUGGAGCAAAUCAGUGCAUUGCCACGACAACCAUCCAAACGACAUGCUCGUAAUUCCAGCAGUGGUUCCGGUAACUACACGUAUCGAGACUCAGGCUUCUCCUCAGAGAGAGAGUCGGUAUCUCAACUGAGAGAAGACAAAGAAAUAUUCGAAGAUGCCCGCUGCUCCGUGUCCCCUGGUCCGCUGGAGGAGGAGUUUCAAGGUGCAGGAAUGGGAGCCUUGGAGAGCCUACACAACCAACUACAGAUACUGGUCAAACAGAACUCCCCAACAGAAGAAGCUGACUCUGUGGCAGUGUACGAGGAGGUCAUCGUCAGCCUCUCCCGUCAGGUGGAAGACUUAUCGAGCACGGUGGAUCUCCUGCGACAGUGCGAUCAGACUCUGCGGUUCUCUCUGAGACUGGCAGACCAGAAAACACUGGAGGCUGAGAGCAAGCUGCAUCAUGCUUUAGAGAGGUGCCAGCGAGGGGAGAUGCGUUACAUUAAACUGUCUAACAAGCAUCAGGCUACCACUCGACGAUUGAGAGAGCUCGAGAAGUCCCAUCAGAAGUACUCAGUACUUGUCAACUCGGACAAAAUCUCCACAAACUCGAGUCCUCCUUCCAGUAGUAACCGCAGUAACCGCUCCACCCCUCAACGUGUCCAAUCUCAGACCCAGUACGAUCGUCGUCAACGUCCUGACUCCGCCCCCAUUCGUAGACCCAGCACUGCUCAGGGAUUCAACCAAGAUGAACCCGGGUUCAACCAAGAACAAACUGUUCCGCAUAGGAAAAUUAGUAGUUUAUCGCACACAGAGACUCCUGUCUAGAGUAUAAGUCAUUAAUCUAUAGUAUUUUUUUACUUUGUUUUGUACGUCGUGUAUAUAAUUAUGCUUGUAUUGACUGUGCAAUCUUUAUAACAUGUGCAAAAAAUUCACUAUUAACAAUUAAA